UCUAGCAUUCUUAGUGCUUUGUUGUCAUUAGUGAUAAAGUGAGUCCUCUCGAAAACAAGAAGGGACUUAGAUUAUUUAUAAAUUUUAUUUGAAAAGGUGACCAUACAAACUUAUCAGGAUGGUAGAAGCUGGAAUGAAAUGUAUAAAAUAUUUGCUUUUUGCAUUCAACUUCAUUUUUGUGAUUGCUGCAAUAGCACUGAUCGCAGUUGGCAUUGUAGUACAGACCAACUUCUCAGGGUAUUUGAAUUUCUUUGAUGCGCCGGUGACUUCGGUGGCGAUACUGCUGAUAGUUGUCGGCGUUAUUAUGUUCUUCAUUGCUGCAUUUGGUUGUUGUGGAGCCAUUAAGGAACACAAUGUCUGCACCAUGGUGUUUGCUGUUCUUUUGGCUUUAAUCUUCAUUCUCCAACUGGCUGGUGGAAUUGCUGCCUUUGUCAUGCGCAGUGAUCUUGAAAAUACUGUUACCGAAACCAUGAAAAAAGCCGAACAGAAUUAUCUUACUUCACCUGGUGUCAAGAAAACUUGGGAUGAUGUUCAAACUGACUUUAAAUGCUGUGGUGUGGAUAAAUCAACUGAAUGGCAACAGGUUUAUACAAAUACUACUUUGCCAGAUUCGUGCUGCGAGAGUGACAAGGGAUGCAAUGAAUCAAGCAAGGACAAAUACCAAACUGGUUGUGCCGAUGCAUUUAUUUCCUGGUCAAAGAGUAAUUUGGCGAAAAUCGCAGCUGCAGGCCUUGCCCUUGCUUUUAUUCAGGUGAUUGGUAUUGUGUUCGCUUGCUGUUUGGCUCAGGCUAUCCGGAAAGAAUAUGAAUGUGUGUAAAACCUAUCUUAUGUAGAAGCAGCUAAACCAGCAAUUUUUUGUUCCCAGAAAACCUGCUGAUAUGUUUUUGUUAAUUUUUUUUUUUUCCUUGUCUGUAUAUACAUUUGGUCUAUCUCUGUUGUUAACUUCUAUUUUUCUGACUCUAUAUUAUAUUAACUAGCAGUACAAUAAAUUAAAAAAUAUAUGAACAAAUGAUAAUAAAAACAUUAAUGAAAAUUUAUUUUUUUUUGCAAAUGGAAAAUGGUUGCAUACUGUUGAAAAGAGAAAUAGCUCCUCUUCAUACUAAUAGGUUUCUGCCAAGUUUGAGAUUAAUUUCCUCCCUAUUUUCUCUCAAAUCUGUACCCUCCUUUCUUUUUUUUUUUUAAUUCAUAGAUUAUAUUGCUUUAGCAUUUAUUAGCUUUUCUGUUUUUGGAAUUUUCUGUCUUGAGUUUUUUUGUAAACUUUCAAUGUAGAAUUGAAAUGAUCAAUUCUAUCGUGUUUAAUGUUUUAUUUCAUUCUAGUUAAUUUCUGUUAAAAGCUGCUUUUUAAUAUAUAAUGUACAUAUAUAUAUAUAUAUAUAUAUAUAUAUUUGUGUACAUUUUAUAUAUAUAUGUAUACACACACACACACACACACAUGUAUGUGUGUGUGUAUGAUAUAUAGAACUCCAUUGAAAUAUUUUUCAUAAUUCAUUUUUGUCAUCCUUUGGACUACAUAACUGGUUCAUCUCUCUUCCUUUUCUCUUUCCUUUUCUUCAUCUCUCUCUCUCUCUCUCUCUCUCUCUCCAAGUUGAGAAUAAAUAAAGAGGGCAUGGUUUAGUUUUCUUGUUUUGUGAAAAUUGUUGAAAAAAAAAAAAAGAAAAAACCCACCCCCUUAAAGAAAAACAAAAGAAAAAACAGGAACUGUUGUAACAUUUUUUGUAAAGGUCAGAAAAUGAAGACAACUAAGGAACUCUCCACCUUC
Octopus sinensis (East Asian common octopus) is the source of this 1759-nucleotide messenger RNA. Its product is annotated as CD63 antigen. The transcript has 7 exons. NCBI's taxonomy places the organism in Eukaryota, Metazoa, Mollusca, Cephalopoda, Octopoda, Octopodidae. The record is from RefSeq and is a predicted model, not a curated record. The coding region runs from base 119 to 817 and encodes 232 amino acids. Gene Ontology annotation, cellular component: membrane.